CUCAAACAGAGAGAGAAAAAAAAGAAAAGAAAAAACAAAACAAAUAUUAAGGGAGGGAGGGAGGUAUUGUGGGAGAGACCGAAUCAAAUUCAAAUCCCGUUGAUGGGGUGAUUUUGUUUCAUAAAAUCGCUCCAGUUUUAACCAAAUUUAGGAAAAAAAGAAAAACAUUGGGAGAUUUCUUGAUUUGGUUUGUGAAGGUCUUUCAUCAUUCAUUCGAAAUAUCGAAUACCAAUACCAAAAGUCCCUUUUCUAGUUUUGCUCUCUCUCUCUCUCUUUCUUUCGAUUUUGUUCCAAUGGGGUUAGAGAAGAAGUACAUAACUUCUGAAGAGCUUAAAAAGCACAGCAGUUCUGGAGAUUUGUGGAUCUCGAUUCAGGGUAAAGUUUACGAUGUAACAGAAUGGAUGAAAGAACAUCCUGGUGGUGAUACCCCUCUCCUGAAUCUGGCUGGUCAGGACGUAACCGAUGCAUUUAUUGCGUAUCAUCCCGGCACUGCCUGGGCACAUCUUGACAAGCUUUUUACAGGGUAUUAUCUUGAAGAUUUCAAGGUAUCUGAGGUGUCGAAGGAUUACAGAAAGUUAUAUUCAGAAUUUGCCAAAUUAGGUUUGUUUGACCAGAAAGGACAUGUAGCCAUGUAUUCAUUGGCAUCAGUUGGUUUCUUAUUUUGCUUUGUUUUAUAUGGCGUCUUAUGCUUUUCGAGUUUUUGGGCUCAUAUGGGUGCUGCUGUUUUACUAGGUGUACUUUGGAUUCAAAGUGCAUAUGUUGGUCACGAUUCGGGUCAUUACCAGGUAAUGCGGAGUCGUGGGUUUAAUAAACUUGCUCAGCUUUUAGCUGGAAAUUGCCUAACGGGGAUAAGUAUUGCUUGGUGGAAGUGGACCCAUAAUGCACAUCAUAUUGCCUGUAAUAGUCUUGAUUUUGAUCCUGAUCUUCAACACAUACCUGUUUUUGCGGUAUCUACGCGUCUUUUCAAUUCUAUUAGAUCAUGUUUCUAUGGAAGAAACCUUAAUUUUGAUCCGUUAGCAAGGUUUCUUGUUAGUUACCAGCACUGGACUUUUUAUCCUGUGAUGUGUGUUGCAAGGGUUAAUUUGUAUCUGCAAACACUGCUGUUAUUGUUUUCAACGCGAAAAGUCCCUGACAGAGCAGUUAACAUAAUGGGGAUUCUGGUUUUCUGGAUUUGGUUUCCUCUUCUUGUUUCUUCUUUACCGGAUUGGCCAGAGAGGGUGAUAUUUGUGCUAACUUCCUUUGCUGUUACUUCAUUACAACACGUCCAAUUUUGUUUGAAUCAUUUCUCAGCUGAUGUUUAUUUAGGACCUCCAAAUGGGAACGAUUGGUUUGAGAAGCAGGCUGGUGGAACUUUGGAUAUUUCAUGCUCAUCUUGGAUGGAUUGGGUUUAUGGUGGUUUGCAAUUUCAGCUCGAGCAUCAUCUGUUUCCAAGGUUGCCAAGGUGUCAAUUGAGAAGGGUUUCACCAUUGGUAAGGGAUCUAUGCAAGAAGCACAAUUUGCCUUACAGGAGUUUGUCGUUUUGGGAGGCCAAUGUAUCGACAAUUAGGACUCUUAGAAAUGCUGCCUUGCAAGCUAGAGACAUGGCCAACCCUGUUCCGAAGAACUUGCUGUGGGAAGCUGUUAAUACUCAUGGAUGAGCUAGGUUCUAUGUCAUUUUUAAGGCUUUUCUGUUUUUAUAGUCACAAUUUCUUGCAUAUGUAAUAUUUUUUUCCCUUUCCGCUGGUUGUUUUAAUUUCGGUUGUUAAGCUUUAUUAAACAAUUUAAAAAUUUCACCCAA
Molecule: messenger RNA, 1777 nt
Organism: Ricinus communis (castor bean)
Lineage: Eukaryota; Viridiplantae; Streptophyta; Magnoliopsida; Malpighiales; Euphorbiaceae
Product: delta(8)-fatty-acid desaturase 2
Exons: 1
Coding region: 294-1637 (447 amino acids)
Biological process (GO): lipid metabolic process
Cellular component (GO): membrane
Molecular function (GO): oxidoreductase activity, acting on paired donors, with oxidation of a pair of donors resulting in the reduction of molecular oxygen to two molecules of water
Source: RefSeq, a predicted model, not a curated record